GUGUCUAUAUGUUUACUAUCACUACAGUUAGUAAUUUCUAUAUGAUUAUAUUUCUUGUCUUCAAUUCUGUAAACAAUAACAAUUUUGUGUUUAAAGUUUAUUUAUAGCUAUUAAAUAGUUUUAAAAUUACUAAACAUAAAGACAUAUAAAUUAUGACUGAGGUGCAGUUACAGGAAUUUAAGCUGGAGCCCGAUUCGGAGCUUCGGUUUGAAGUGGAAUCCAAAAAUGAAAAAGUUGUACUAGAGGUUAAAAGCGGUUAUGCUGAAUUAUUUGGCACAGAACUUGUAAAAGGGAAACCUUAUGAAUUUCAUACGGGCGCUAAGGUAGCUGUUUUCACGUGGCACGGCUGCACUGUGGAAUUACGUGGGCGCACCGAAGUCAGCUAUGUCGCAAAGGAAACUCCAAUGGUUAUAUACUUAAAUGUCCAUGCAGCUCUUGAGCAACAGCGAGUAGCUGCAGAACAGGAGAAUACACGGGGGCCUGUCACAAUGAUUGUGGGUCCUGGCGAUGUGGGCAAAUCCACAUUAACCAAAAUAUUACUCAACUAUGCCGUUAGAAUGGGACGUAGACCAAUUUAUGUGGAUUUAGAUAUAGGACAAGGCCAUAUCAGUGUACCCGGAACUAUAGGUGCAUUAUUAGUGGAAAGGCCAGCAUCGAUUGAGGAAGGAUUCAGUCAGCAAGCGCCACUAGUGUAUCACUUUGGUCACAAGUCACCUAGUGAGAAUCAAGAGCUGUACAAUACCAUAGUGUCAAGAUUAGCAGAAGUCAUUACUGAGAGAUGCGAAAACAAUAAAAAAGCUGCCGCCUCUGGUGUAAUAAUUAAUACAUGUGGCUGGAUCAAAGGACCCGGGUACAAGGUGCUCACACACGCAGCACAAGCUUUCGAGGUGGACGUGAUAUUAGUAUUGGACAAUGAAAGACUGUACAAUGAACUCAAAAGGGAUAUGCCGAAGUUCGUCAAAGUGGUUUACUUGCCGAAAAGCGGAGGGGUCGUGGAGCGGUCGUCAACACAAAGGGCCGAGUUCCGGGACACGAGGAUCCGUGAAUACUUCUACGGGAAAAGGACGCCCUACUACCCGCACUCGUUCGACGUCAAGUUCAGCGACCUCAAGAUUUACAAGGUGGGUGCGCCGUCGCUGCCCGACUCGUGCAUGCCGCUGGGCAUGCGCGCGGAGGACGCGCUGACGAAGCUGGUGGCGGUGUGGCCGUCCGCCGCGCUGCAGCACCGUCUGCUGGCCGUCUCCUUCGCCGCCGCGCCCGAAGACGACGUGCUGCACUCCAACCUCGCCGGCUUCGUCUGCAUCACCGCAGUGGAUAUGGAGCGGCAGACGCUGACGAUCCUGUCGCCGCAGCCGCGACCUUUGCCCAACACGGUGCUGCUACUAUCCGAUCUUCAGUACAUGGACAACCAUUAGCGGACACUUGGACGCGUUCCGCGCUGUACAUACUCGAGCUCAUGCCAGUGUUGCCUUAUAAUCGUUUAGUAACGAUUGAGACCACAAAUAAUCGGUUAUGUAAUCGACAAUACGAUAUAAUCGUUUAUUAGCAAAUUGCACUAAAAUAUUAUGGACUAGCUUUUACCCGCGAUGUGCGUCGUUCGCGUGACCGAGAUAUGUCGACUGACUAGAAUAAAAAGUAGCCUGUCUUUCUCCGUCUCAUGUAUUACGUGGAAUUUGUAUAAAUUUUAUAACAGUUGGUUAUUAAAGGCUCAAUAGUUAACAAACUAAACUCACAUUAGACCGCUUUCUUAAGUAUCAAAUUAUGUAAUAUACUAGCUCUAUCUGGCGGUUGCUCUGUGUGCCAAAUUAGAACUUUUUUUUAUUUUUAUUUAUUUAUUUAUGUUUAGAUAUCUUGGAUCCAUUUUUUUUAGUAAGUGUACUUAAAAACCAUUAAAAAAACACUGAAAAACAUAAGCUACACGUGUUCCAAAUUUAAUUCAAAUCCGUUUAGGAGUUUUUACUCCAAAUUCAUCAUCUAUCCUUUACAAACUUUGGCUUUAUGUUAAAUGAAUUAUUAGCAACCGAUAGUAAUAGAAUGAGCUCCAUGCCGAGGUUUUCCUAAGAGACUACAGCAUGGGGUUCUUCAAAAGGGGGGUAAAGAGGUUUCUUCAGGGUCGGCAACGCGCGCGUAAUACCUCUGGUAUUGCAGGUAUUCAUAGGCUACGGUAAUCACCUACCAUCAGGUGGGCCGUAUGCUUGUUUGCCACCUCAGUGGUAUAAAAAAGUAAUGUUACAUUAUUAGUUAAUAAUUGAUUAUAUUGCUUAAAACUUCAUAUUGAUUUAAUCGACAGGACAAUUGGUAUUUGGAUUGUGUCGAAUGAAAACUCGAUUAUUUGAUAAAUCGAUUAUUGGGCAACACUAGUACACACUUUCAUUGUUAAAUAUUAAGAGGAAUUUAAUUUGGUAAAAUAUAGUUUUAAUGAAAAA
Messenger RNA from Galleria mellonella (greater wax moth), 2426 nucleotides. RefSeq names its product protein CLP1 homolog (gene cbc). Gene Ontology annotation, biological process: tRNA splicing, via endonucleolytic cleavage and ligation. Gene Ontology annotation, molecular function: polynucleotide 5'-hydroxyl-kinase activity. The transcript has 9 exons. Lineage: Eukaryota; Metazoa; Arthropoda; Insecta; Lepidoptera; Pyralidae. The record is from RefSeq and is a predicted model, not a curated record. Bases 153 to 1415 code for a protein of 420 amino acids. Gene Ontology annotation, cellular component: mRNA cleavage factor complex; nucleus.